This is a messenger RNA of Bufo bufo (common toad), 642 nucleotides long. It is a transcript of the gene PGPEP1L, whose product is annotated as pyroglutamyl-peptidase I like. Gene Ontology annotation, molecular function: pyroglutamyl-peptidase activity. The record is from RefSeq and is a predicted model, not a curated record. The transcript has 7 exons. Gene Ontology annotation, cellular component: cytosol. Gene Ontology annotation, biological process: proteolysis. NCBI's taxonomy places the organism in Eukaryota, Metazoa, Chordata, Amphibia, Anura, Bufonidae.
AUGGCUUCCAAUUCUAACAGUCCCAACCUCAUUGUUGUCACUGGCUUUGGUCCAUACAGAAAUUAUUUUGUUAACUCAAGUUGGGAAGCAGUAAAGGAGCUAUCAAAACUUAGCCUCGGUGACAAUGUUCAUCUUAAGAUCUUGGAACUUCCAGUGAAAUAUAGCGAAGUGGAAAAGAAGAUCAAAUGGAUUUGGACAGAGUUGUAGCCACAGCUGUCUGGGCAUGUUGGAAUGAUGUCUUCAUCCAAAGCUAUUGCCCUGGAGCAAUGCGGAAGAAACAAAGGCUACAUGGAGAAAGCCCUCAGCGGCGCUCACCCACAAGGAGGCUGCUGUUUGCUGGAAGGACCGGAAAGAAUAGAAUCUGCGGUUAAUAUGAAAAGCGUCUGCAAAAACAUAUCAUGGCCAGGGGUUCAUGUUAUUCAAUCCAGAGAUGCUGGGAGGGUACUCUGUGAGUAUGCCUACUAUAUCUCCCUGUACUGUGGAUCUGGGAAUGCCAUGUUCAUUCAUGUUCCACCACUAAGCAGAAUCAUAACUGCAAGACUACUAGGACAAGCCUUGCAAAUCAUCAUCCAAGAGUCGCUGAGACAGCAAAACCACCUAUGUGACUGAUGAGAAAAGAAAAAUUAUAUCUUUUUAGUACAA